Aplysia californica (California sea hare) is the source of this 1733-nucleotide messenger RNA. RefSeq lists its product as uncharacterized. The record is from RefSeq and is a predicted model, not a curated record. NCBI's taxonomy places the organism in Eukaryota, Metazoa, Mollusca, Gastropoda, Aplysiida, Aplysiidae.
UACCUCUCUCGUUCCUUCGGUUCCAGUCAAUGUGCAAUAUACUAGUGGUGUACACUGGGAACAUGCUGUGCAUGGACUUAUGUGGCACAUCGCGUGUGGAAGCCAAGAAACUCGUCGGCUGUAAAAAUUUGUGUACGUCUCGCACUCGACAGACCAGCCGGAGGUGGACAGUUUGAGCGGCAGCCUGUACGGGGAGGAGGAUCAGGUGGUGCGUCGAUGGACGUACCAGUCCCAGCAGGCCCUGGACGGUGCGAGAGAGCACAUCAUGUCUGUGCUCACCGCCCUCUGUCGACUGCUGGCCUUCCGGCUGAACCUGUUUGUGGGCGAUGGCCUCCCCUUGCUGCUCCAACUGAAGCAACCCGAGGCCAGUCUUCCGUCGUGCCUGGCACCCAUCACCACCUUCCUGCAGCGUUACCUGGACUCUCUGAGUACCUGGCUGUACCAGCACUGCUUCACGCGCGUGCUCCACAACCUCUGGAUCUUCAUGGUGCAGGACAUUGAGAAGCAGACAGAUUUGCUGCGCUUGUCUGGCACGGCGGCUAACUCACAGGCACACACAUGGAUGAUGGUCGUCAGCUUUCUAAUGAAGUUCAUGAACAACAACGGGAAAGGAAUCAAGAAGGACUUGCUGCUUUCUCAGGCUUACACAGAGGGAGACCACCUAAGCCUGGAGGAGAACCAAUCACGUAGCCCCCCAGCUGUCGUCCACCGCAUCCACCGAGAGCUACAGGCGCUGCGCAAGUGUUUCAGCGGGGCUGAGCUGGUGCACUGGAUCAUCAAGAACAAAGAUGCUCUGCCUGCUGACCUGUCGCUGCCGCCGGGCCCCGUGGACAGAGAGGUGGCCAUCAGUAUCUCCCAACUGCUGGUGGACCGACAGUUUAUCCUGGACACAGACUCGGACUGCUCCAUCGGCCCCCCGCAGCGGCAGCCACAGCAGCGACAGCAGCACCAGGGAGAACAGCGAAGUGGAGGUUCUGGUGCACUGCGACGAGGACCGAACUCCGACCGGAGAGGUCGUGGCAGAUAACCGUGACCCGGUGUUGGAUUCGAACAGCCAUGACACCACACUUCGCCGCCGCAGCAGUCCGCCGUUCCCGCUGAAUGCCACGGACGGUCUCCCGGCCCCGCCCCUUCCCUCCCAGUCCCCCCCAGCCCUGGCCACCUCCUUCAGCCAAAGCCUGUCUAUCAGCGACUUCCGACCUUUGGCCCUACAGGCCGAGCGCAGGCUGCGACAACGGACCAGAGACAGCGGAAGCGGCGACAGUCUCUUCGACACCGAGCGCCGACUCACGCCGUUUUCCAACCUCAACGAACAGACCCUGACACGGGGCACGCGGUUCGUGCCCAGCUCCCGAAAGUUUUACGUCGUCCAGCAAAAUCUGGUCCCAGCGGGGCUCGCCUCACCGGAACAGACAGACCCACGCUCGGCCGGAGGCCUCACGGAGGGAGAACGAGAGUUUCUCAAGCUGAAGAGCUCCCCUGAGAGUCGCGAGCUUCUGGAGCAGUGUGUGGUUCACAAGGUGGGGCCGCUGUCUAUCCUCGCCAUUGUGGCGGCCCGCAGAAAGACGGACUCAACGUCCAAGAACUUCAUGAAGAAGCUGCCGAAACACUUGCUGGACAAAGUGAAUAACCUUCUGGAUGAACCCGGCAUGGACUGUCGAAGUAGCUAGUCACACACACACAGAGACAGAGACAGAGAGAGAGAGACAGAGAGAGAGAGAGAGAGAGAGACA